GCGCGGUACUCAAGUCGCAGCCGAGUCUAUUAUCAACAACCCGAGCAGCCUUCCUGCGCUUGCUCUGUCCGCUCCAUUCAACUUUGCGGCCUGGAUGAGUUAAGACUCGGAUGCUCUCAAGGGAUUUCAUUGACAGUCGCACAAGGAGGGGGGGAUAUUAAACAUGUCUGCGAUGAAUAAUGAGCAGCUACAUCGAUCAACGUUGGGGAUUUACUCGAACUUGAUGGAAGAGUUCAACCCUGGCCUGCAAAAACUCGUGUCACUGGGCCACAGCUAUGUGCGAGCUUUCCAAGCUCUGGCUGUAAAAAGCGAGGCUUACUUCACUGCACUUUCACAGAUGGGCGAGCAGGCCUUCCACACCAUGUCCUCACGUUCCAUAGGAGAUGUUCUGAUUCAGAUUGCCGAGAGCCAAAAGAAACUCACCUUGGAGCUCGAAGGAGUAUUCCGUUGGUUCACGGAGGACAUUCUUCACGAAAUGGACAAUAACGUUAGACUGGACCAGGAUUACAUAUCCGGCAGCAGAGAACAAUAUGAGAUGAGUGUCUUUAGUCAGUCAGCGGUUAUGGAGAGACAGCUAAGGCGAGGAGCUAACCAGGAGGCCGCUGAGCAUCUGCGGUUCCUUCGGGAAAGUCAUAGCGAGGCUCUCAAAGAGGAAGAGAGAAGAUAUCGCUUCCUGGCUGAGAAACACUGCGGCCUGAUCCGGUCCAUCUCCGGCCUUAUGAAUAAGAAUGGAGCUGCGCUCCAGCAGAAAGCUGACUCCUGGAGAGAAGAGGUCAACGCUACCAGAGGACGGGAUGCCGUACGGCCGCCCGGCCCGGAGAGCUCUGCACAGGCAAGACAGGAGAACUGGAAGAACAGAGACGAGCAGCCUCUUGGCAACGUCCCAUCAAGAGCUCCGUCUCCCCAGGGAAGCAUAUAUCGCUCUACAUCUGAAUCGGCGGGCGGUGCGGGAAGAUCCACGAGGGCCCGGGUGGCCCAUCAGCCGCUUGGCUCCAAUCCAACCCUGCUGCACUUUGACAGGGGAGAGAUGAUUACCGUGCUGGUCCAGCAGCCGAAAAACGGCUGGUUGUAUGGCCGUGCAGCUGGUAACAAUUCGCGUCAAGGGUGGUUCCCGGCCUCCUAUGUGGAAGAAGUGGACGACCUUCGUUUGCCAGCUGACAUCGGUUCCACUCCCCGGGCAAGAAACAACAGCAGUGUGAGCAGCCGCAUGGACGCGCCAGGAAGAAACACGCCACCUCCGCCGCCUCCGCCUCUGCUAUCGCAAUCUUCAAAGAAAUCCUCUCAAAUUCAAACCGGCGCAUCGGACAAGACAACGGAGUCGAAUCCUGAAAAAAAGCGCUCCCAGCCACACGGAUCAAGACCGGAACUCUUUCCGAGGGGCACAAACCCAUUUGCAACAGUUAAGUUGAAGCCCACAUCCACCAAUGACAGAUCGGCGCCUCGUCUCUAUCGCUAAUGCCAUUUAGUUUACAGAAUAAUGAACUACCGUCGAUGUCGACGUCGAUUUGACACCUGUUCAUACUUCAAUGUAAAUAUAUUCUUCGAUCUACACUCUGUUCAAGUGUUGAUGUUUUGUUCAAAUAAGAUGAGAUACCUUUUAUCUGUCUCACAAUGGAGAAAUGUGCAAUCUGCCGCAGCAAAAUUUGGAGCGAAGAAAGCAGAAGGGAAAAAAAAACAUGAAGCAUUUGCAUGCACAAAUAUUGUCGAAUGUUUCAUUAUCCAGAUUUAUUCUAUUCUGGAAUUCUUCAAUACUGUGAGAACUUUGUUUCCACUCUUGUACUUCCAUUUCUUUUGAUUACUGUGUACUAAUGGGUAAGUAAAUGUGAACCACAUUCCCGACAAUAAAGUUAGAGUAACGUCCAUACACUUCAAAUGUGUUUCCCAAUUUUGGGCUGGAUUACAAAUCUCAACAACAACAAAAAAUGUUGGGUGUUAUCUUUAUGGUGUUAAAAAUGGCGAGCCCUCAAAUUCCAGUCAAUAGUCUCCGCGCUUGUCGCCAAGUAGUUGUCAGCGUUCUCUUUAGUGUUUCAAUACCGUUGCGCCAUGGCGCCGCUUCGGGUUUCUUCACCAGCCUAAUGUUCUCAACCGAGCAGAAAUUGGAAAAUCAAAGCCGCGCUCAAAGUUAAUGACGCCUCGGAGACAUCAUUUGCCAUCUUAAAUAUCUCCAAUAAUUGCGUUAUAAUUGCACAAUCGACAAUUAAUUUGUCAUGACAAAAAAUGAAAUGUGACCAUUUCCCAAUAAACGGGUUGUUCAUUGAAGGGCCGUUUGAACAUUUGUAUCAUUUUGUGUUGUCUUCCUCUGGUGACGCCACCGUGUCAAUCAAACCGUUUCCGUGCAGCUCGUCUCGAUACGACCCGGGCUCUCCGUUUAUUUGCUCAGGCAGUAAAUUGGCCUACAAAAGAAGAUCCCACAUUGUCUAUUUGGCUUUUCCGUUGGGGAUGCUUAACCCAAUUUGAACCUCAGUGUGAAUCCAAUUGUGCUAAUGGCUUCAAAGUACGGUUCUGUUAAAUUAGCCCCGCACCUCUGGUACAUUUGAUAAUAUUAUGGGUUGGUUUUUAUGUGGCGGCCUUCAACGGCUCUUUGAAGUGCAUCGCGUUAUACUUUAUGACGUUGCUUUCCACUUGGUCUCAAUGAGGAAAAAAAAAAGAAAAGAACGGGGUAAAAUCACAUCCAAUGAUUAGGCAAACAGAAAAGUCACAUUUGUCUUCAUUUAAUUCAUAUUUAUUUUUCAUUCACAGCUUUACCACUUUCUUCUUACGGCAUGACAAUAAUACAUCUCAUUACUAGAUGGAUGGCUGAAUCCAAUGUUCAUUUUUAGGGCUGGGCGCAAAAAAAAAAAAAAAAAAAAACGGCCGGGAAAAUUAAAAUGCUAAGAAAGAUGAAGCACAGAGGGGGGGAAAUAGGUCUCGCUUGUUAUCUCUUCACGUAUCUACUUUGCUUUAUAAUGCAAGGUCUAGUCCCUGCGGGCGUGUUUUUUAUU
Messenger RNA from Hippocampus zosterae (dwarf seahorse), 2981 nucleotides. RefSeq names its product BAR/IMD domain containing adaptor protein 2 like 2a (gene baiap2l2a). The record is from RefSeq and is a predicted model, not a curated record. Gene Ontology annotation, cellular component: cytosol; nucleoplasm. Gene Ontology annotation, biological process: actin crosslink formation; positive regulation of actin filament polymerization; actin filament bundle assembly. The transcript is spliced from 14 exons. Gene Ontology annotation, molecular function: protein binding. The coding region runs from base 164 to 1456 and encodes 430 amino acids. NCBI's taxonomy places the organism in Eukaryota, Metazoa, Chordata, Actinopteri, Syngnathiformes, Syngnathidae.